Molecule: messenger RNA, 886 nt
Organism: Culex pipiens pallens (northern house mosquito)
Lineage: Eukaryota; Metazoa; Arthropoda; Insecta; Diptera; Culicidae
Exons: 2
Coding region: 382-771 (129 amino acids)
Source: RefSeq, a predicted model, not a curated record
GAAAAUACGCCACCCUUUUUUUCCAAGUGCCCAAACACUUGAAUGAUUCAAUUAAGCCGCAUCUUAGAUCUAAUUUGUUUGUGUAUCAAUUUCAAUCCAAUCCAUUAUUAAAUUCAAGUGUUUUGGCGAUUGACUUUUUGGUAUUUUUUGACACCUUAUUUUCAUUCGGGUGGCUCAAAAAUUACAAGUGUUUUGCUCAUGAAUUUGCCCCACUGCGUUGAACUAUUCAAAGUGAUGAGGAAAACACUUGAAAUUGAUCUUGUUUUGAUUUGAAAUGCAGGUUCGCGACAGCUUCAUGAGACUUUGCUUUGUUUCCUCAUUUGAAAGUUUUGGCCGUCCGGUGUGUUCGUUUUUCGCAGACCGCGUGAGUUCGCUGCCGCCAUGUUCCAGUCCAGUAAAUUGCCUGCCCGGAUUGUGACCGUGAAGAUGAGCAUCGCCACAAGACUGCGUCCUCGGGCUCGGGCUCCGUAUGGCCAGCGGAAGGGCUUGGUCUCCCGGAUUCCCUGGAUAGAAGCCAACUCUUAUGAUAAAGUUCCUUUCCGGACUAUUUGGAAGGAUGCGAAAGAGCUGCAGAUGCCGUACCAGGAAGCGGUGCCAGUGAGAAGCAAGAUUCGGAUGCAGGGGCCAAGCUAUGCGUCAUUCGGAUGGCCAAGGCACAGUUUGAGUCGAUGGAACCACCGCGGUUCCACCAAAGAGAAUUCCGCAUCAACAAGAAGAUUCUCCAGUGGCCUCCAUCUCCGCCGGCACCGGUGCUUCACUCGCCGACGCUGAGGAACCUCCCAGGAAGCAGUGGUGGUGUCGGGACAACCGGAUGAAAAAAAAUACAAAAUUUUUACACACCAAGUUGUUCUUGAAGUUAGAAAAUAAAAGCAGCCAAAAAAUUUAA